CCAAUCAGGCUUCAGCUCACAACGCGUCACUGAUCUCAGGUGGUCCGACGGGUAGACUAAUCAAUACAAGGCUCAUGCUAUAUAUGAAUCAUUUGGGAUCUGUACUCUACCAAGGACUCACCUGCUCCUAUCUAACGAACCAACAAGGCACUACAAAGAUGAACAAUACCACCCAUCACUCUGGCAAUGGAAAUGGCUCUGUCAAUGGUUUUUCCAGCGGAUCUCCAACAAUCAGUCGAGGUCGUGUUCUCAUUACUGGGGGCGCUGGGUAUGUAGGUACAAGUAUUAUACCCAUACUGCUGGAAGGAGGGUACGAGGUGACCGUGUUCGACUGUUUCAAAUGGGGCAUUUCAUCAUUACUACCUUUUGCGGAACACCCACGCCUCACCAUCGUGAAUGGUGACAUCAUGAAUAAAGAUCAACUCAGGGAGGUGAUCAAAGAUAAAACAGCAGUCAUACAUCUAGCGGCUAUUGUUGGUUACCCUGCAUGCGACAAGGAUCCUGAGAUUGCGGAUCAAGUGAACAUUGGUGGUACACAGAACGUAGUGGAUCUCAUGUCACCUGGACAAGCACUUGUCUAUGCUAGCACAGGCUCUUGCUACGGUGCAGUCGAUGGUCUCUGUACCGAAGACUCCAAAAUCAGUCCUCUGUCUAAAUAUGGCAGUUCUAAGGCCGGUGGAGAGGAAGUGACUCUUAAAGCCGGGGGUGUGGCUCUGAGGCUGGCAACCGUCUUCGGAAUAUCACCUCGACUCCGACUGGACCUCCUUAUAAAUGAUCUUACAUACAAGGCACUAACAAUAAAGCAUUUUGAUCUCUAUGAAUCCCAUUUCCGAAGGACAUUUCUUCACGUCAAAGAUGCCGCCCGGGCGUUUGUGUUUGCACUGGAGAACUACAAGGUAAUGAAAGGAAAGGCAUACAACGUUGGCGAUGAGCGCAUGAACCUGACAAAGCUGGAAGUGGCUCAGAUCAUCCAGGAGCAGGUACCCACAUGUAACAUCACUGAGUCCAACUCCGGGGAAGACAAGGACAAGAGAGACUACGAAGUGUCAUACGAGCGAAUACGAAAGCUUGGCUAUAGAUCGACAAUAACUGUUCAAGAAGGCGUGAAGCAUCUCCUGAAGGUACUUCCUUGUGUACAAGUCGGCGAGGUUGCCCGGUUUAAAAAUGUGUAAUAUGUCAGGAUAGAAUUCCCACAUGUCACACGGAUAGCUCGGGGACACUUUGCAACAAUUAUUAAAUAUUGAAUCAUAUUCCCAUGGACUGAAUGAAGGUGCAAAUAAGUGUAUUCCACUACAAUCAAGAACGUAUCACUUUGCUGUUCCUGAAACCACGUUUACUGAACAUUCCUGUUUGGGAUGCAAUUAGUCCACUACGGUGAUUCGAUGACCCUGGCGUGUCUUAGUCGGGACAAUUCUACUGGAAGCCAUACCUCCCGCAUCAACAGCGCUGAUGAGAAGAGACAUUGUGUACCUGUGUUUGGAACUUAUCAUAAUCUAAAUAUUAUACUUUUUUUAUGUAUAAAAGUCACCUUGUAACACUUCCGAAUCAACAUAACUUAUUUCGUCAUAUACAUUAACAUUAUUUAUUCAUCGGCAUUAUUCAUUUACUUCAAAUCUUUAAAGAAUCAUUCCUUUGUUGCCUUACUGCUGCUGCUGCUGAGUCGACAGGGCUUUGAGGAUGUGUAUUUGCUGUGUGUUGAUGUUAUGGCUAAGUGUCAAAGAAUCUUCGUUCGACAUUUCAAAAGAAUGGAAUAGCAAUAAUCUAUGUCAUGUCGAAAUGUCAAAAUAUCAUAGAAUGUAAUAUCAAUAGCCCAUGUCAUGUCGACAUAAAUUGUAUCACGUGCCAGCAAAGCACUCUACAUGUUCCACGAUUUGUCCCAAAAGGAUUAGCAGUAGAUUAGCUUGGAUAGAGUUAGCGUCCUUGAGGAUGUUCCAAAUUAUAUAACUUUAUAACUAAAUGAUUACAUUUCCUGGUUCCGUCAUUUAUAUUUUGCACAGAGGAUGAAACCGGAAUUACUCCUUUUCAGGGUAAUGAAUCAAAACAAAUGAUACAAGGUUCCUUACUAACUUAUUGAAUAAACUUCGCUUCUACCCCUUUA
This is a messenger RNA of Haliotis rubra (blacklip abalone), 2098 nucleotides long. RefSeq names its product UDP-glucuronic acid decarboxylase 1-like. The transcript is spliced from 2 exons. NCBI's taxonomy places the organism in Eukaryota, Metazoa, Mollusca, Gastropoda, Lepetellida, Haliotidae. The coding region runs from base 75 to 1172 and encodes 365 amino acids. The record is from RefSeq and is a predicted model, not a curated record.